AUCCACAGUCAGUGCUCUACUGCGCGAUGGGAUGGAAUAAAGAGAAAAAAUCUCGAGUACAUGUAGAUUUCUCGCUUUACUUCUGAACUUCCUUUACAUAUCGGUGCAUGUGAUGGUUCCAGGUAACUCAGUUUGUCGGAGGACGAAGACGCAUUGCCCUACAGCGGUUCUGCAUAGAAGUUUGGAGUGAUGAUGUUCUGAGACAAUUAUCAUUUUCAGUGAGCUGCGAAAAAUACAUCUACUCAAUAAUGCUUAUGUUUCCAAUGAUCUAGAACGUACCUUUGCCAGACAAGUGCAAUGGAGCACGAGGAUGAGCAAGACCUGCAGCAGGCAUUGGCUGCAACCAAGUCUGCUCAAGAUGCACUAGCUAAACGAAGGAGGUCGAACACUCCUGGCUCUGCCCUGAAAUCUCCAAAAGGCGUUGCUGGAUCAUUAAGCCUGACUAGCAUUGGUGGUGAUUUUGAUGACACCGAUUUUGAUGUCCCAUCCGUCACCCUCCCUACACUUGAAGACAUCUUAGCAGAGAAAGACAAUGAUGAUUUUCUUGCUGAUAUUGAUGCUGUUGUGGCUGGUGCUACCACAACCGAUGGAGGUGCUGGAGGUGACACGAGCGGUACUGGGAAGGCCAGUGAAAGUGUGAAUUCUAUGAGUGCAUCGGCGCCUGUCCACCCUUCAUCUGGCAAAAGCAAGACCGGUGCCGCAACAACAACAGUACAUGGCUCAGUAUUGCGAUACAGUAGACUGAAGAAUCUAGCGGCCCAUCUACACUCAGCGUCAUCACGUGUUGAUGCUGGCCUACCCACUGCCAUGGCAGUCUCAUCCAGCUUGGCUGUUGGCACAUCACAUGGCUUAGUUCUGAUGUUCGACCCAUCCCAAGCGCUGAAGCUAGUCCUUGGCAAUGGCCGCCUUGGUCAGCAGCUUGGUCCCGUGUCUGCGUUGGAUUUCAAUGGUGAUAUGACACGUCUGCUUGUUGGUCAUGCCAAGGGAACUCUAACCAUGUGGGACUUGGGUAAUGGGAAAUGUAUUCGUACCAUCACUGAUGCCCAUGUACCUGGUACUCCAGUCUUGCAUGUCCGCUUCCUGGAUGAUCCUACACAGGCCGUGUUUAGCGAUAGUGGCGGGUCAGUCUUUUUGCUCCAGUUCCGACGUGUCAUGGGUGUGCGUACUGCGGAGUCUGAUUGCCUCUUCUCAGGCAGUCGUGGAGAGGUCUGCUGUGUUCAGCCUUUGCUGUUUGGCGAGAAAGGUGCUGGCAAGGUUUUGGCGGAAAUGCGUAUCUUGGCCAUGGCAUCUCUCACCAAAGUCUUCAUCGUCCGUCUUCGUCCUAAGCUGGAAGUGAUGUUCACAUUCUCAUUGAAAGGUGAACUGGGAACUCUGCCUUUGCUUGACUGGCAUCUGCUAUCUGGUGAUAACUCUUCAGUGGGAAAGACUGUGGAGCCCUUGCUGGUGGCAGCGCGUGGAAAUCAGCUCGUCUUCCAUCGCUUGAGACAAGAGGACGGUGAAAGUGGUAAUGUUGCUUUCAUUCCCAUCAAAGGCGGUACAGUGUCCUUCCAGUGUAUCAGUGUAAAGCUGCUCAACAGCGAGGUUGUUGUCAUGCUGGAUACACGUGAACAUAUUCACGUGUUUGACUACAGUGACAUGACGGAGCUGCAAGACAUUGAUCUUGUGGAUGUUCACCUUGCUUAUAGCACCAGUCAUUUCAAGUCUUUGGCUGCAGGUGGAAGUGUUAGCAAGGCACUGGAGGUGGCUAGUCAGCAUUCCUGCUACCAGUCUAUUGCGACGUACCGCGGCCAACUGCUGCUACUCGGCGUGGAUGUUGUACACUGCCUGACCAUUCGCAAAUGGGAUGAGCGCCUAGCCGUGCUGGUUCGCGACAGUCAGUUUCCCGAGGCGUUGGCGCUGGCAAUGACAUUUUACCGCGGCACAGCUAGAGCUAUCAUUGGGCUGAGUAGCCAGGCAGAGGAACGGCGUGAAGUAGUCGCUGGGCAUAUGAUUGACAUUCUCCUGGCCUAUGUGGACCUAUCACUCGCUGUGCACAUUCCCGAUGAUGAUCACAUUGAGGAGCAGGAGAACUUCUACAAGGGCCUUGUGAACAUCUGCAUUGACUACUGUCUGAUACUGGAUGCUACUGAUCUACUGUUCAGUGACCUGUACGAACGGUUUGUGGACUUUGUUAUUGGCCGCGCUUGCUUUCUGGAAUGCUUGGAGCCGUACAUCAUUGGCGAUCACCUGACCUCGCUCAGCCCUGUUGUACUGCGUGACUUCAUCGAACAUUACCAGACUCAGCAAAUGCUCCAGCGUGUGGAGAAUUGCCUUUUGCACUUGGAAGUUCACAACUUGGAUCUUCAUCAGGUGGUUGUGCUGUGUUGGACGUACGGCCUGUAUGAUGCCAUGAUCUAUGUGUACACACGCGGCAUGCACGACUACGCCACCCCGCUUCAAGAGUUGCUACGGCUGCUGCGCUCGGCUCUGAACAGUCAGGACGGUGGCGGGGUCCUGUCAGAUGGUGACCAGGUACUGGGUUACAAACUGCUUGUGUACAUCAGUUGCUGCUUGGCGGGACGCGCCUAUCCAUCCGGUGAGAUUGCAGAUGAUAUCGCUGCGACGGUGCGCUCCACAGUCUUCUCUGUUAUUGUCAAGAAGCAGCUCAAUGAGGCUGAAGCUGAUGACCAAGUGGAGUCCUUCCCACAUCUAAGAACACUGCUGCGGUUUGACACACGGGAGUUUCUGAACGUGCUGUCACUAGCAUUCGAGGAAGACUUCUUCAGCACUGUGUCAUUCCGCGACACAAGUACAGGGCAGGCAGUGCAGCGACCGGGACGUCAACUCGUCGUUGAUUUACUGUUACGUUUGAUGAUGAACUCAAGAGACUUCAGCCCUUCUCAGCUUGGUUCAUUAUUCACUUUCCUUGCUCGCCAAAUGGCCAAACACAACGAUAUCAAGGUGCAGCGGCAGUUGUUUGAGCAGGUGCUAGAGUUCCUGUGCAACCCUGACAGCAGCACGCGCCAUGAAGAGAGACAGCAGGCAAUGCUGGAACUGCUCAGCACUAACAUUGCUGGACAGUUUGAUGCGGAGCAGUUGAUUGUCUUGUGUGAGAGUGCAAGCUUCUUUCAGGUACUCGAGCAGCUGUAUGAACGCCGGCGUGAAUUUGCCAAGGUCUUGUCAUGCUAUUGGCGUGACCCAACUCGUCGUGCCCAAGCCUUCAGUUACAUCCAUCAUGUGAUGCUGGAUGACAGCUUUGUAGAGUUUGAACGUGCCGAGGUGGAGCAGGCUGCUCUCAAGCACAUGCAGGAACUGAUGGAGGCUGAUAGCCUGGCCACUGCCAAGCUCAUGAUCACUGACUUUGCACAUGACUUGGAAGACGUGACGAAUCGCUUGUCUGAGCAUCCGAAGCUGCAGUACGAAUUCUUGCUACAUGUCUUCGGUGGACCUGGCGGUGUGGGUUUGGCUAAGCCGGAGUCGCCUCCACCGCCGCAGGUACAUGAGCAGUACAUUGAACUGAUGUGCAAGUACGACCCAACACUGGUCUACAGCUAUCUGCGCAGCAACGAGAACUACCGCCUGGAGGAAACGCUCAUGAUCUGCCGCAAGCACUUGCUGACGGAUGCAGUGGCUUUUCUACUGGAGCGCACUGGUGACGUGCAAGGCGCUUUCAACCUUCUCUUGAAGUCUCUACGGGCUAAGAUUAGCUUCCUUGACAAGACUGUGGAUGAGUACGACAGUGAUAGUGAGAAUAUUGUACAAGUGGAGACUGUACGAGUGGCUAUCACUGCCAUCAACGGUGUUUUACUGGUCAUCAUUCAGCUCUGUCAGCGCAACAGCGUGCGGCUAGAAGCGGAGCAGAGGCAGGACCUGUGGUUUCCUCUACUCGAAGCCGCCAUGAGUCCCCAGCAGCGGUGGCGCCAUGCCUCUUCAGCGCUGGUUAGCGCUCUGAAAGAGCUAACUUCACAUGUCUUGAACAGCAUGAUGGGCUAUGUUCCGCUACCGGCCAUUCUCAAGCAGAUUCUCAGUGAUCCCAGCACGAGUAGCGGAUCAUUUGGUGAAUUGAAAGACCUGAUGAUGGGCAUGGUGGAGACGUAUUCCUACGAACAGACACUGCUUACGACCACCAACCGCCUACUGGCCGGUGACAUCAACGGGAGCAUCAGCGUUCUGAAGCGAGUCAAGGAGAAAGGUCUUGCACCGCGCAGUGCUGUGUGUAGUGAUUGUGGGCGACGGCUGUGGGAGAGCAACACAGCUGCUGUAGCAGCGGGUCGGUCAUCAUCACCGGCAGUGGCAGCCACAGUUGGCGGGUCAGUGAAAGACAAGGACGAUAUCUAUGUGUUCAGCUGCGGUCACAGCUACCAUCGACUCUGUGUUGUCUCUCGCCAACCUGGUAUUGUUGCCUGCGGUAUUUGCAACAAGAAACUGUCUACGUCUACUUCUCGGCAAGCUGACUGGCAUCGGAUCCGCGAGCCCCCGCGAACCCAUUCUGACUCCACUGUGGCCACACCGGUUAGCGGGGCGGAGAAGCCGCUAGGAGCAAAACCGAAUGCUGCUGGUGCCAGGGAGGAUGGUAAUGCUAGUGCUGGUCUGGUUCAACGUGUUGAUGCUGUAGCCCGUCUACAUUCCUCGUUUCGAACAGGCUCUCGCCUGCAGAUCCUACACAGCCUCAACCGUCACAAUACCAGCAGCACAGUUGGGAGCUCAUCGAGAGGUGGUGCGCCUGCUGCAUCCUCUUCAUCCGACGGCACGGCAGCAGAUCGAUUUCAACUGAACCUUGCUCCUCCACCACUUUAGAAAUGCCUGCUGGACUGCUGCCUGCUGGUGGUGUGCUGCCUGCUGGACUGCUACCUGCUGGACUGCUACCUGCUGGACUGCUACCUGCUGGACUGCUGCCUGCUGGUGGUGUGCUGCCUGCUGGACUGCUACCUGCUGGACUGCUGCAUGUCUGUGUUCUGUAUGGAUCUGGUGUUUGAAUUAAUUUUUCGAUAUUUUGUGAACAUAUUUUCAAGUUUAUUCCGCUGCGCUUCUUUGCUUUUUACUUUUAGCCUGAUUUUUUUUAGUUAGCUCAAACCACAAUCGUCUUUGCCUUUCGAGCAACGUCACAUUGUUCAUGUAUGCGGCAUGAAGUAUUUAGGCGUUUUCGAAUACCAUAUAACUGACAUUUCAGCUGAUCCAAGGAUGCGGUCAUUACUCAUGAAAUUUUAAAAUGCUUACAUGAAAGAACAUGAAAUCUAUACUCGCUAUUCUUGCGCAACUUGCGUCACUUCCUCGCAAACUAUUUUUUUAAUUGUACAUUACACUGUUUAUAUGAGUGUGCCUCGUUACUUUGUCGAGAACUGUCACCGCACACUAGGUACAAUACUGCAUGCUUCAUGUCGUUGAAUAUUUCUUGAUACUACUUACUAGUAUGUGUUUGCGCCCAGUCCUUGUGAACUAUAAUUGCCUGCCAUGUACCGGUAUGCUGAUUUUAGAUUUGAUUCGGGACGGAUGCUCACGAAACUACCGUCCACAAGAACUGUGCAGAAUGCUCCCUUUCAUUUUUUUAUGCCAAUUUCAAUUUGUUCAUGCUGUGUGCAGAUACCUCUAUACAGCACAAUCAUGGGGUAUGGACCGUAUGGUACACGA
Messenger RNA from Sycon ciliatum, 5607 nucleotides. RefSeq names its product vacuolar protein sorting-associated protein 8 homolog. Bases 298 to 4776 code for a protein of 1492 amino acids. The transcript has 12 exons. Gene Ontology annotation, molecular function: protein binding. Gene Ontology annotation, biological process: endosomal vesicle fusion; vesicle-mediated transport; intracellular protein transport. The record is from RefSeq and is a predicted model, not a curated record. Lineage: Eukaryota; Metazoa; Porifera; Calcarea; Leucosolenida; Sycettidae. Gene Ontology annotation, cellular component: HOPS complex; late endosome.